Molecule: messenger RNA, 2299 nt
Organism: Periophthalmus magnuspinnatus
Lineage: Eukaryota; Metazoa; Chordata; Actinopteri; Gobiiformes; Gobiidae
Gene: e2f7
Product: E2F transcription factor 7
Exons: 12
Coding region: 125-2299 (724 amino acids)
Biological process (GO): regulation of transcription by RNA polymerase II
Cellular component (GO): RNA polymerase II transcription regulator complex
Molecular function (GO): DNA-binding transcription factor activity, RNA polymerase II-specific; RNA polymerase II cis-regulatory region sequence-specific DNA binding
Source: RefSeq, a predicted model, not a curated record
GAGAGAAACAAAUUUUCAAUAGGGAAAUACAUACUAUGGUUUUCUGAAGAUUAGCGGGUUCGUAACAAGCGUAAAGGAGCGAGAUUGACGCGUUUCAGUCACUGAGAACGUUUUUAUUUUUAAAAUGGAGGUUGACUGUUUGGCCCUGAAAGACUUGACAAGCCCCAGGAAGAGUUAUGCCACAAAGGUGGUGGAGGAGGAGGGGUCCGAGAGUGAACAUAAGGAAAAUCUAUUCCUUGAAAGAAGAUCCACACCACUUAAAUCCACAGACGCUGCGCUGGCUCUGCUCCUGAACAGAAAAGGCUCCAGUCCAGACCCAGCCCAUAUGACGCCCAUCAAACACAGCUCUUCAGCCGAGCCCUGGACCCCCACAGCCAACCUAAAGAUGCUGAUCAGUGCGGCUAGUCCGGACAUACGGGACCGUGAGAUGAAAAAGGUGCUGUUCAGACCCAUAGAAAACGAAACGGAGCUGCCCAAAAGCCCAGAGUUGAUCAUUGAAGAGGAUGCAGACGUGGACGAUUCACAGUUUGAAGCUCUGGAGGAGGACGAGACAGAGAAGAAGCCCAGUCGAAAGCAGAAGAGUUUGGGUUUGUUGUGUCAGAAGUUUCUGGCUCUUUACCCCGAUGACCCUCCUCCCAACAGCCCCAUCUGGAUCUCCCUGGACAAGGUUGCCAACAGUCUGGGUGUGGAGCGGAGGCGUAUCUACGACAUAGUGAACGUUCUAGAGUCACUGAUGAUUGUCGGACGCAUGGCCAAAAAUAGUUAUUCCUGGUACGGCCGGAGACGCCUGGAGUCAAAACUGAUGGAGCUGCAGAGACGAGGGCGGGAACAGGGAUACCACCUCCAGAUGGAGCCAGGAGCAGAGGGGGCAGGACCGACAGGGGCCAGGGACUGUGGACCCAACAGGGAUGACGAGGCAGAGGAGGGCAACGGUGGAGGCAACAGGAAGGAUAAGUCUCUGCGAAUCAUGAGUCAAAAGUUUGUGAUGCUUUUUCUCGUCUCCAAAACUCAAACUGUGACGUUGGAUGCAGCGGCAAAGAUCCUGAUCGAAGACAGCCAGGACUCCAGCCACAGCAAAUACAAAACUAAAGUCCGUCGCCUGUAUGACAUCGCCAAUGUUUUAACGAGUUUGGGACUCAUUAAAAAAGUUCACGUUCGAGAAGAGAGAGGGAGGAAGCCGGCUUUUAAGUGGCGGGGUCCAACUGAGUUCAACAGCACAGGACCACUGCCCCCUACUGGACUAGAGGCGUCACAGAGGAUCACACAGCAGGAUCUGACCCGCUUGAAGAUGUCCCGACAUUCAUCUUUUAACAUCACCCCGACUUCUGUGACUGUCCAGAGACAAGCCAACUCUGCCCCCAACAGUCCACGCAGGGAACACACAGUUGUGCAGAACCAGCCAGUGGACUAUUCCAGAAAAACUCCAGUGUGUCGGCUGCAGUUUGGGAAGUCUUCAGAUACCCAGACCCCAGUGUCCUGCCCCCAGCACAUCCUCCUGAUGCAGUCUCUCUCAGGACAAAUGUUGACCUCCUCUCCCCCUCCUCCUCCCUCCUCAUCACACUCCCACUGCCUUACCUACCUUCCCAGUCUGUCCCAGCCCUCUGUGGUCAUGCUCUACAGGGCUGCCGAGGGUCACAGGUCACCCGGGAUGGAAGGAGAGGAGAUGAGGAAGAGGAAGAGAGAAGGAGAAGAGAUGUCUAUGGCAAAGAAGGGCGUGAAUGGGUUAAAGAAAAGUGAUGAGGUGACAGUAGCAGAGUGUUCUGAGUUCAGCCACAGUCCUGUCAGUGAAUCCCAGCCUGCACAUUACCUUUAUGUGCCCAACAACACAGGUCUGAACAGCUUGAACUUCCUCCUCUCCUCUGCGCACUCGGCUUCUGCUCUCUCUCUCCCAUCCGGUUCUGUCCCAACUUUAGCUGUUCCCUAUCUCCUUCUGCCCCCCUCCUCUCUGCCCCCCUACCCCCUCAUCACCAGCCCCAUAAGGACGCCCCCUGGCUCCGAAGCCCACUCCAAACUGAGCUUUGGUGUUCCCACGGUGAUGUCUCCAGGGCAAUUAUUGGUUGGGACCUCUUCCGCCCCAGAGCAGACCAGAGUGUGCGGAGCGUCAACACCACACUCAACCAGAGGGACUGCACAAGAGACAAUGACACCUCAUACUCCUAAGGAAAACAGGACGUCUGCUUCCAAGUCCUUCUUCCAGACUCCAGCCACUCCAGAGAACUUGCUCAGUGCUGCCCCCAACGGGAGAAAACGGGGAUCGGCCCAAAGACGACUGAAUGUGGAACACCCCCCAAAUAUUUAA